Amphiprion ocellaris (clown anemonefish) is the source of this 4632-nucleotide messenger RNA. RefSeq names its product phosphatidylinositol glycan anchor biosynthesis, class O (gene pigo). The transcript is spliced from 11 exons. Gene Ontology annotation, cellular component: endoplasmic reticulum membrane. The coding region runs from base 196 to 3471 and encodes 1091 amino acids. Gene Ontology annotation, molecular function: mannose-ethanolamine phosphotransferase activity. Gene Ontology annotation, biological process: GPI anchor biosynthetic process. Lineage: Eukaryota; Metazoa; Chordata; Actinopteri; Pomacentridae. The record is from RefSeq and is a predicted model, not a curated record.
CGUCCGCCGCGCCUUUCCGCCGGGCUGCACGUUGCAGUUCCUAUCUGUCCCCAUAUAAUCUGGUUUACCCUGAGUCCCAAUGAAGGUGAACGGGUCACCUGGUUCUCUGUUUACCUGAGACACCUGUACCGCUGCUGGUAGCACACACAUCCCGCCCUCAGACCGACAGAGGACGACGGUCCGGCCGCUACAAGGAUGAAGGGCCUCCCCGUGCUGUCCCUGCUGCUCUGGAUGAGCUCCGUGUUCUUUGUGGGCCUCUACCUGUUCGUGGGCGGCUUCCUGCUGGUGAGGCUGGAGGUGAACCGGACCAGCGGCUGUGAGGACGUCCUCCAUCCUGGCCAGGAUCCAGUGGACUUCUGCUGGGCUCGGCCUCGGUUCCGCCGGGCGGUGCUGCUCAUCAUCGACGCCCUGAAGAUCGACUUCGCCCGGUUCGAUCCCAACAACACGACACCUCGACCAUACCAGAAUAAGCUCCCCGUGCUGCAGGAGACGGCCUCCUCCAGGCCUCUCCAGAGCCGCCUGUAUCCCUUCAGGGCCGACCCCCCAACCACCACCAUGCAGAGGAUCAAGGGCUUCACCACCGGAUCCCUGCCCACCUUCGUGGAUGUGGGGAAUAACUUUGCAUCCAGCGCCAUCCUGGAGGACAACUUGAUCCACCAGCUGGGGAAAGAGGGUAAACGGGUGGUGUUUAUGGGCGACGACACCUGGGAGAAUCUUUUCCCCAAGAAGUUCCACCGCUCUCUGCCCUUCCCUUCUUUCAAUGUGAAGGAUCUGCACACCGUGGAUAACGGGAUCCUGCAGCACCUCUACAACACGAUAAUAGGUGAUGACUGGGAUGUCCUGGUGGCUCAUUUCCUGGGAGUGGAUCACUGUGGUCACAGGUUUGGACCCGACCACCCGGCCAUGGCUGACAAGCUCACCCAGAUGGAUGGAGUAAUCAGGUCAGUGAUGGACCGUCUGCAGAACGACACCCUCCUGGUGGUGAUGGGAGAUCACGGCAUGACGGACUCUGGAGAUCACGGUGGAGAGAGUCAGAAAGAGACGGAUGCUGCUAUCUUCCUCUACAGUCCUUCCCCCAUCUUUCCUGGACCCCCGACACAGAAUGAACCAGAUGUGGUUCCUCAGACCGACCUGGUUCCCACCCUGGCUCUACUGCUGGGGGUUCCCAUCCCCUACAGCAGCGUGGGCCAGGUUCUCCUGCCGUUAUUUCCUCCUCAUGGGCAGACAGAAGGUGCAGUUAGAGGUCUCAGCCAGCUGGAGGCACUGUGGAUCAAUGCUAAACAGGUCAACCGUUUCCUGGAGACCUACUCUGGCAUGGCCAAAGACAUCCCACCAGAGAGCCUCCUCCAGCUGAAAGACCAGUUUUCCCGCCUCUCCUCUGAGUACCUCAGCUCGGUUGGAGAAGGUCGGUCCCCCUCCCAGCAGCUGGCCUCCUCUCUGCAGGCCUACCUGACCUCCGUCAGAGACACCUGCCGAUCCACCUGGGCCCAGUUCAACCCCCUGAAGAUGGCAGCGGGACUGUCCAUCCUGGCGUUGGCCUGCCUGAUGUGUUUCCUGCUGUCUGAGCUGUCUGUGGUUCUGGUCAGGGAGGACGACGGUGGGCUGAAGGUCCUGGUUGUGGCGGCGCUAGCAGCAGGAGUUGGAGUGGCUGCUGCUCAGCUGCUCUCACAGGGCUACAUGGAGCUGACCUGGUGUCUGGCAGCUGGAGCCUUCAGCUCUGAGCUUCUCUUCUUCUGGAGAGCUCGUCGACUCGGCAGCCCCGCCGUGUCCAAGAACGGGACUAAAGGUCCUAAGAGCGGCGGCUGGCUGACCCCCCGGCGCCUCCUCAUCCCUCCUCUGCUGGUGCCUCUGCUCCGCUGUGCCUCCCUGCUCUCUGACAGCUACGUGAUCGCUGAAGGUCGGGUGGUGACCUUCCUGCUCUUCUCUCUGGCCCUCUACAUUCCCGUCCAUCUCAACUGGGAUGGCCUUCUUCUGCCUCCCAGCCACGACCCUCUGAAGUCUGCAGGCCUGCUGCCUUCUCCGGCCUUGUCUCCGUCCACUGUGAGGAAGGAAAGCAGCGUCCUCCUGAGCUGCCUGGGCCUCUUGGUGGGCAGCCUCUACCUGUCCCUGUCCUUCCACGGCUGUCGAGAAGAGCAGGGCUCCUGUCAGCCGUCGGCCUUCCUGUCUCCUCUGUCCCGGUUCCAGGACAGCCAGCUGAAGAACAUCCACUAUGUCCUCUCUGUGGUCUCCCUGGGCCUGUGGACGUAUCUGCUGAGACGUUGUCUCUGCCACUACGGUAAUCUGAACUCGUCCGGUGGGGCGGUGUUCACGGCUCGCUGGGUGCUGCCCCUGCUGUCGGUGUGCCUGGGGCUGCACUGGGCCGUUAGUGCCACUCCAGAGGACAGCUUCAGGAAUCUGGGCGAGCUGAUCCGCCUGGCUCAGCUAGCCCUCCCCAGGGCCGCCUUCUGCCUCCUGGGCCUGGGGCUGGCCCUGAUCUGGCUGGACCCCCUCACCGUGUUUGUGAAGACCAGGGCAGCGGCUUCAUCCAGGAGCUCCUCUCUGCCCCCUCCCCGCUACCGGGCCAGCACCGGCAUCAGCCCCCAGGCCGAGCUGCACCACCUCAUCCCCCAGAUCUACCAGCGCAUGCGCCGGUCUCUGGACGACGGAGAGUUGAGCGGGGGCGGCGAGGCGGGUGGCAGACCCAUGGUGGAGGCCUAUGGGCUGGGCAGCGUCUACUCCGCCCCACUGCUGCUGUUCUGGGGUCUGCUGGGCGUCGGGCUGCUGCUGCUGCAUCCGGAGGGCAUGGCGCUGGCCUUCCUCCUGCUGCUGCUGGAGAUGGGAGCUCUGCUGCACAUCCACGCCUCCUCCUCCACCCUGAGGGGUCUGCAUGGAGCCUGUUCUGGUGGUUUCACCGUUCCCUGGACUCCAGUUGUCCUCUGGUCUCUGGCUGCCACCCAGUUCUUCCACGCCACCGGCCACCUGCCCACCUUCCCCUCCAUCCAGUGGGGCGCUGCCUUCGUGGGAUUCCCUGACGGACACACAGGAACUGUCCUGCCGGCCUCCCUGGUCACCCUCAACACCUUUGCCUCACAUAUCCUGUUCGCAGUGGGCUGUCCGUUGCUGCUGUUCUGGCCUCUGGUGUGUGAAGUCCGAGGAGGAAGAGGAGGACGAGGCUGUGGGGAGGAAGGAGAAGACGCUGUGAUGGAGAUGAGGCUGAGAGAAAACCCUCAACAGUUCAGCUCUGCUCUUCUCCAGCUGUCAACACGCUACCUCUUUAUUCACGGAACACAGGUCUUUGCUUCCGUCUGUGCAGCUGCUAUCCUCAGGAGACACCUAAUGGUGUGGAAGGUUUUCGCACCCAAGUUAAUGUUUGAGGCCUCGGGGUUCCUGGUGAGCAGCAUUUUCCUGCUGAUCGGGGUCUCGUUGGUGCUGAGAGUGGACCUGUCCGUGGGCCGCUGGUUUCAGAGACUCAUCCCAGAAUCAUCCAGGUAGCGACGGCUGCUUUUCCAGCCGAGUCCACCAGAGCUCACUGUGCCGCAGAGGAUCAGAUGUGGAGGGAACUGGAGAGGAUUCUAGUGAUGUGGAUCCAACCAACAUGUGAGGCUGCCUCUGACUCUGAGGGCCACGCUGGGAUUCUGACUCUGAGGGACUUCAGGACGUCUGAACGUUGGGACUUUUUCUAGUGUUUCUGAUUAAAGCGCCUCAUAGAUCACUGGGGUCAGAGAGAAAACAGCAGAUUCUGAAUGUUUUCCUGCACUGAUAGAUGAAGCAGUCUGUCUAGCAGGAGAUUCAUAGAGUCUAAAAGCUUCACUAAACACACAGUUUACAGUCUACUGGCCUGUUCCAGCUGGUUAAAACCUCAGCAUUUAAAUAAAUCUGGCCUUUAAUGUUUUCUACCUGAGGCUGCAGGACAUUCAUCAUGUCUUCUUUCUAAUGCAGGACUUUAAAACUCUGAGUUUAUCCGACGACUGAACCGACUAUAACCUGAUAAAAGCAGCUAUAAAAUACAGAAAUCUGACCUUCAAGUUUCCACGUUAAUGAGAAAAUGAAGAUUUGGUGUCUUAUUGUUGAUCUGAAUCUGUUGAUCUGAGGCGUUUGGAGCUUCCUGAGGAUCAUCUGCUGCAGGUCUUCUCCAUCUGCUGAAUCCAUCCAAGUGCUUUACAGCGUCUUCAUGUGUCUGCUGAAGGAACUGUUGGGUUUUUUGUAUGGUUUUUAUGUUGAAAUGACCUCUAAAUCUGGUUACUGCCAAUUCAUAACACUGUGUCAUUAUUAAUGUUCUUUCAUUUUUCUAACACAUGCUUCUAAUUAACAUUAAAUCACUGAUGUUUUCUAAUUAGACUUCUACACCAGAACAGGUGCCUAGCUUUAACAAUGCCUUUUUCUGUCAUUAAGUUACCAGGAUCAUUAAAUCGUCCAGAAACGCCGUCAGACAAUUUAUUAAAGAUCAGUUGUUGUUCUGCAGCUGAAGCUAAUCAGCUAAGACGUUAUGGCAGUGAAUCCUCAGCUCGUAAAAGAGCGACAGCUGCCGCUCCGUCAGCCCGACUGAAUGAUGACGUUAGUUUUUCUGUUUUCAAAGUGUUUAAUAUAUGAAUAACCGGUUAAUUAAAAUGAUUUUACAUUCUGUGACAAAUGGAAUAAAACUUUUCUACUCGA